UGGAUGCCUGAAAAAUCUCUACACAUAAUAAAUAAUGUCUCUUAUCCCUAGAUUAGCAAAUAGGAUUUUUUUUAAAUAAUUACUAAGUGUCUAAUAUCGUUUAAGUUGAUCAUUGUACGAUAUGACUCAAUCGAAAAAUCAAACUUCCAAGCUACAGGAUAGUCUUCCUCAUCAUCAUGAACUUCAUCCUAAUAUAAUUAAGGAUAGUUCAGCAGGAGGAGCAGGUAUUAUAGCAGCUGAACUUGCAGCCGAAGAAGAAGGUUUAAUUAGUAAUGCUCAAUUAAAAUCUCAUUCAUAUGGUGCUAUAGCUAAAUCUUCAAGUGAAGAAACUACUACUACAGAAAUUGAUGAUCAUGAUGGUUAUGCUUUACCAAAAGCGCAAUUACUAACAGUAAUAUCAUCAUUAUUUAUGGCAUCAUAUUUAGCUGCAUUAGAUAUGACAGUUGUAACAACUUUACUUACUUUAAUUGCAUCUGAUUUAAAGGAAGUUUCUAAUAUUUCUUGGAUUGCUACAGCUUAUUUAUUAUCUUGUGCAGCAUUCCAACCUUUAUUUGGUAAAUUAUCAGAUAUAUUUGGUAGAAAGAUAUUAUUAAUUUUAUGUAGUGGAUUUUUUGCUAUAGGAUGUGUUAUUUGUGUAACAGAUUCUUUAUUUUGGUUAGUCAUUGGUAGAUUUGUUACUGGUAUUGGUGGUUCUGGUUUAACUGCCUUAGGUACUAUUACAAUGUCUGAUUUAAUCCCAUUAAGAGAUAGAGGAUUUUAUCAAGGUUUAGCCAAUGUUUUCUUUGGUUUAGGAUCGGCUUCAGGAGGUAUGAUUGGAGGUUUAAUUGCUGAUUCACUUGGUUGGAAAUAUGUCUUCAUUUUACAAGUUCCUUUAGCACUUAUUGUAGGAAUUUCCCUUUAUUUAAAUCUUAACUUACCAGAAGGUUCUCCAGGUUUAGGAGCUCAUGGUGUUGAUAUUAAACAAAAAUUGAAGAGAGUUGACUUUUUAGGUUCUUUCUUUUUGGUAAGUUCCUUAAUGUUAAUUUUAACUGCUGCUUCUUUAGGUGGUAAAGAAAUUCCUUAUAAUUCUAAGACUUUUAUUGGAUUAACUAGUUCUUCAUUUAUUCUUUUGGCAUUAUUUGUUUAUGCUGAAUCAUAUAUUUCAGAAGAACCUAUUAUUCCAAUACAUUUAUUAGGUAAUAGAACCAUUUUAGCUUCAUCCUUGGCUAAUUGGUUUUAUACAAUGGGGGUAUUCACUUAUCUUUUCUAUAUUCCAGUAUAUUAUACUGCAGUAAUGCAAUUUUCAGCCACUCAAAAUGGUUUAAGAUUAGUUCCCAACUUUUUUGGAGUAUCAUUAGGUUCAGUUGGUGCAGGUCUUUAUAUGAGAAAGACUGGUAAGUAUUAUAAUUUUACAGUUAUUGUUGGACUUAUUUCUGUUUUGGGAGUAAUUAGGAUUUUAUGUAUUACUCCUCAAAUCCCAUUAUGGGAACAAUUUGUCUUGUUAUUACCAUCUGGUAUAGGUUAUUCAAGUAUUUUAACUGUGACUUUAUUAUCAUUAAUUGCUGCUGUACCCUCGAAAUAUCAAGCUUGUACAACUUCAAUUCAAUAUACUUUUAGAUCUACUGGUUCUACUUUAGGUGUAGCCAUUGCUUCAGCCAUUUUUCAAAAUGUAUUAAGAUCUAAUUUAUAUGUUAAGAUUUAUGAAUUAGUUGCAGAUAAACAGGAAGCCAAUGAAAUUAUUGCCAAAGCUCUAGAGAAUGCAGAUUAUGCUAAAUCAGCUCCUAAAUUAAUUAAGAAUGCUAUUAUAGGUUCUUAUUCUGCUGGUUGUAAAGGGGCUUUCUGGUUUAGUGUGUUAGCCAUUGUUUUAGGUUAUACAUCUUCCUUAUUCAUGAGAGAACAUAAGUUACAUACAAGUAUUAAUAGAGAUUAGAUUCAUAGACUCCUAUAAUUAGAAUAAACGAUGCUAGUAU
Scheffersomyces amazonensis is the source of this 1949-nucleotide messenger RNA. RefSeq lists its product as uncharacterized. NCBI's taxonomy places the organism in Eukaryota, Fungi, Ascomycota, Pichiomycetes, Serinales, Debaryomycetaceae. The record is from RefSeq and is a predicted model, not a curated record. The coding region runs from base 122 to 1909 and encodes 595 amino acids. The transcript has a single exon. Gene Ontology annotation, cellular component: fungal-type vacuole membrane. Gene Ontology annotation, molecular function: basic amino acid transmembrane transporter activity. Gene Ontology annotation, biological process: transmembrane transport; basic amino acid transport.